ACUACUACUAAUCCUACACUGCCUAGUUUUCUACGGUCUAAUUGUCAGUUUGUAGUGUAACAAAUAAACUGGGUUAUGGAGGACUACGGCGACCCAGACGGGUAUUUAGCAUUAUCUAGCGAUCCUAUACGAUUUGAACCCGUCAGCAAAGUCACCAAUGUCUUUUUUGAUGACACGAAUAAAGAGGUUUUGAGUGUGCGUGGAGGUGGUACUCUCGGUGUUGUAGUAAGAGGUGUUGGCAGAGAUCACACCUUCAGAAUGGAAGAUCGUGGCACAAUUUCUUCCCUCAAGUUUUCUCCUGAUCAUAAUGUCUUGGCACUACAAAGGAGCAAGAAUGCUGUGGAGUUGUUAAGCUAUAGUGAUGGUGAAGUUUGUCCAGGGUGUGUGCAGGAAUGCCGAGCCAAAGGUGCCAAUCUUUUGGGUUUCAUAUGGACACACAAGGAUGACUUAGUACUUGUUACAGAUCAUGGGGUGGAGUUUUAUCAGGUUUCUCAACAAGUAUCAAAGGAUAGGGUAAGUGUUCGACAUGUGCGCAGUUAUAACCUUUCGUGUUCUUGGUUUGUUUGGAGUCCAGAGAAUUGUUUAUUAGUACUUUGUACAGGAUCUUCACCCACUACAUCAACUCUUCAGCCAUUUUUCUUCAAACCUGGACAGUCAAAUAAACUCUCUAAAUUUGAAGUGGAAGUCAGUAAUGUGACUGGUGGCCAUUCUCCUGGUGUGGUUUUGGGAGAACGUGAUGUAUGCAUUGGCACAAUUUAUGGUGGUACAUCAAUCAGUAUCCUUCGUCAUCCAUCCACUCCUACUGUUGCAGCGCACCUUGAUGUUUAUACUCAAAUAAAAGAUGGGACCUUCAAACGUUCAUACAUAUGUCGCUUGGAACUCACUGGCAGAUUUGCUGUCAACAUUGUUGACAGUCUCAUUGUUGUUCAUCAUCAAGCAUCCAAGGUAUUUUUACUUCGUUACUGUUUUGAUGUUGCAUUGGGUGGAGAAGUUAGUGGUGGAGUUACUUCAGUGUUUCCAAUCACAGUUCCAAAGUCUGUACAGCCAUUUUCACUCACAGAACCAGGGGCUGUUCCAACCUCAGCUCAGCCAAUAUCUGUCCCUUGUCAGCUAUAUGCACCUACUUGGGUUGUAUUUCAGCCUGACAUUGUUAUAGAUGCACGACUUGGAUGUAUGUGGCACUUACGUCUUUGUCUGGAAAACUUAGCAAAAGCUGUUGAGGACAAAAGCCAGUUAGUUGACUGCUUAUUACGAAGGCAACAAGCUAAGCCUCUGGUAUUGUCAGUGGUAAGACAAGUUGUGAAGUCAAGACAAUUGGUGUCAUUAGGUCAGAUAUUUGAUAAAAUUAAUGCAUCAUAUCGAAACCAUUUGAAUAGUAUAAUUCAGUCACAGAUGGGCGAGUCUGUUAAUUCUCCUGCUGUGACCAAUAAUCCACCUGAGGCCCAAGGUGUGGUGAUUGAACAAGCUGAAAUGUACAGUGUUGUACUUGCUCCAUUAAUGGAAGAGGCAGAACAAGAAGAAAAUAAAACUAUACAAACUGAUGAAGAAUCUUGUCAAAGAGUCCCACUGAAAGUUGUGGUUGGAGUUGUAGUGGAAUACACAAGAUCUCUAGGUGCUGUUGGAGUAACUGUUCAACAUUUCCUGUAUGAACUGGUUAUAAAUGCACUUGUUAGAACAAGGCAGUUCUAUCAAUUGCAUCAGCUACUUCAGUAUCAUGUACUUGCAGAUUCAAAACCUCUAGCUUGUUUGUUACUCUCUUUGGUUGGUGUAUAUUCGGCUGGCCAGCAGUUAAGUCUAGAUAUGCUUUGCCGACUCAAUACAGCUCAUGAUGAGAUAAUUGAAGUCCUUCUAUCACAACACCAAGUUACUCCAGCACUACGGUAUGCACGAAGUGUUGGCCUAGCAGAAUCGGUUUCAGCCCGUAAAUUUCUUGAGGCAGCCAUGGUAUGUGGAGAUCAUCAAGUUUUCUUUUCAACAUUUACAUUUUUUGUUUUGCGUAACACGAGGCUUCGUGGAAGUGCAGCGUUUGCCAAAGGAGAGCACUGUGAUGUUUAUGUUGAACACUAUAAGAACUUAUUUGGCGAGGUUCCAGACUACAACGUGCAGCAGACGUAAUUUAAUGUUCCAGUUACUCAGUGUCAGGCAAAGUUAGUCUUUUCUUUAGUGAUGUGAUUUUAAUUGGUUUAUUUAAGAGGCAAAGUCCACAGUUGCGUUCUCGUGAUAUAAUGUCAAUAUCUGAAUUUAGAAUCUCUCUGGUAGAGUCUUUCAAGAGCCUGCUCAGCUCCCACCUCUUAAGUUGAGCAUGGAAGUGUAGCCAGGUCCCAGAAGCUCCUGAUUGCCAGAGUUUCAACUUAGAUUUUUAUAUCAUAUCGCAGGUGCAACUGGGAAUUUUAUUUCUCCACUGAAUAAUCUAGUUUUUGUGGAGUAUUAUGCAGUAAGUUUAUUGGUAAUAUUAUAUAUCAUGGUGUAUAUUUACUUGCAGAAGAGACGACUAUAAUACUAAUGGUAUUGUUUAGUCUCUUUGAAGUACAGCAUAGAAUUUUAAUUAGACAUUUGUUGUAAUUUUGAGAAGACAUCCACUGAAGUCUGAGAACAAUGUAUUGUUUUAACUCAGUUGUCAGGUAAAGUUAUUAAAUAAUAGUACUUUCGAAUGGUGGUGUAAUGCCACUUACAUUUCGCCCAUACUUUAGGAUUAUAACUGAAGAAGUGUGAUGUCUUUAUCAAAUUUAAUAUGUACAGAAUGACUACGUACAGAUAUGUACCUCCUAAUGCCAAUAUGUUUACCAAAGGUGUCAGCAUGAAAAAUUAGUAUUUUAACGGCUGAUUUUUAAAUGUAUUUUUGUUAAACUUUAAUCAUAACUUAUAAAUAAAGUGCAUAAUAAAUCA
Messenger RNA from Macrobrachium nipponense, 2886 nucleotides. RefSeq names its product regulator of MON1-CCZ1 complex-like (gene Bulli). Gene Ontology annotation, biological process: regulation of autophagy. NCBI's taxonomy places the organism in Eukaryota, Metazoa, Arthropoda, Malacostraca, Decapoda, Palaemonidae. Gene Ontology annotation, cellular component: lysosomal membrane; late endosome membrane; Mon1-Ccz1 complex. The record is from RefSeq and is a predicted model, not a curated record. Bases 76 to 2115 code for a protein of 679 amino acids. The transcript has 14 exons.